Suillus discolor is the source of this 2055-nucleotide messenger RNA. RefSeq lists its product as uncharacterized. The record is from RefSeq and is a predicted model, not a curated record. The coding region runs from base 1 to 2055 and encodes 684 amino acids. NCBI's taxonomy places the organism in Eukaryota, Fungi, Basidiomycota, Agaricomycetes, Boletales, Suillaceae. The transcript has 6 exons.
AUGUCAACAUCUUUUGCCAACUAUCUCCUAGCGGCUAUCAGCACUGUCACUAUCCAUCCCAUACAUCACAUGAAGGACAAAAUGGAUAUACUCAUGAAGAGUGAGUUGGGCCUGCAAGACCAAGAUCCCCAGGUUCUGUGGGAGGAGGACCUGCAGCCUAAGACCUCCAUCCUUAAAAUCCUCAUUCCUCUAUCAAAUCUUAGCAAAUCGGAAAUCAAGAGGAUCACUUACAUCAAACAAGUACUGGGAAGCCAAACUCAGAUACAUGGGGCUUCCAUUUUUGAUAAGGAAUGGCGACUCAAGAAUGCUUUUCAGAGGAAACACAAGACAGAUACCGACAUGGAACUUGAAGGGGAUUCCAUGCUAGAGACGGAGGGCAGCUUGGAGCAGCAGGCUUUUGUCAAGGCUGGAACAAAAAGAGCAAAGUCUGUAGGAAAAACAGAGGAAAAGAAUUGGGAGCGUCUUUUCCGGGCGGUAUACUAUCACAUGUGCGAACUGCUCAAGGAGCAAGUCCAAGAGCGCAAUGUUGAUGGAUCACAGCACUCGUCAUCACAGUGCUCAGGAACCCAGCACUUGCACAUUUUGCCCUUCACAGAGAUAGCAGAUCUCUGGUACUGGUCUUCAGAGUUCGCCACCAAUCCCAUGCCAGACACUACCAAUUCACAGAAGCCUGAUCUCAUUCUCCUGGAUUACAGGCUCAGAAAGCUCAGUUUCUCGCAAAAGUCCUGGAAAGACAUCCUCACAGGAGUUGAGAUUACCCAAUCUGACCUCUCUGUCAAUUGCAAAAUACCCUUGUUCUUGGGGGUUGCUACCAAGGGCUAUCUGAUGAUGUGGGAGCAACCAUGGCGUCAUUUCAUCCUACUUUUCAGUAUCUCUAAGUUCAAACUUCAUGCCCAUUAUAUGGAUCGCUCUGGUAUGGUGAUCUCAAAACCACUCCUGAUCGUUACAUCCCCCAUACAUUUUGUCAAUGUGUUGAAUACCGUCACUUUAGCAAAUCGCUCUUCCCUUGGCUUUGAUCCAACAAUCCAUAUUUGCAACUCUUGCAACACCAUUCCAACUCACACUAAUUUACCAAAUGGCUUUAAUGCCAUGCUUCCCGGGGCGAUAGGCUGGGAGUAUGCACUGAAGGAUUGUUGGGUCAACGAGGAUGUCAAAGACGUCGAGAUACAGCUUCUCAAAGUGGUCGAAGGCAUCCUGAACGUGGUUCAACUCAAGAAAUAUUGGGAUGUGCUUUACAAUGGGAAGCCCGACUCCACUUCGCACAUUCAUAGUCAUUGCUCAACAUUCAAAUUCGACAAAAAAAUUCAUCAGCAUAUUCUCUUAACACCCUGCAGGGUGCCAUUGAUGCACUUCAAUGAUGUACCUGAGUUAAUUGGGGUUUUUCAUGACCUUGUUGUUGGAAAAGGCUAUUUUAUAGACUUUGACCAUGCAAAGUUUCUCAAUGAUGAUGGGAAAGUGGAUGCGAGUCCACGCGGUACUGGAACUGUACCAUACAUAUCCUUUCGCGUUCUCCGCCUAAUGGGAGAUGGCCAUAUGGUCCAAAAUACACCCUGCGACGAUCUUGAGUCGCUUUUUUACAUCCUGCUUGAAUUUACUGUGAUGUAUCUAGGACCGAAGGGUGCACUGGCCCCCCAACCUAGUGAAGAAGUUUUGCGACGGGACGCCAUUCGGAGGUGGGCACUCUCCUACAAGAACAUGACCCAAGAUGGUCUUGCGACCAGCAGUAUUUGGAAGUGGGAAUUCAUCCAUGGUCUGGCUGACCCACUGUUAAUCACCCCAUACUUUAUCCUCUGCCGCCCCCUCCUUGAAGAGUGGCAUUGUGCAAUUUCUCUCACAAGUACUCAUCAGCAAGUUGCUCAGAUACCUCCUCCUGCACUUCCUGCACCUCCAUCUGCGCCGGAACCAACCAUCACUCCAUCGCCUCCUCCCGCAUCUACAUCACAGCUACCACCAUCUGUGCCUGCCAGCGCACCAACUGUCGCCCAGUUGCUUCCUGAUCUUUCCUUAGCUGUUUGUCGGCCUCGUCGCUCAAAGAUGGCACCUGUCAAACACUAG